Theobroma umbraticum is the source of this 1768-nucleotide messenger RNA. The record is from RefSeq and is a predicted model, not a curated record. NCBI's taxonomy places the organism in Eukaryota, Viridiplantae, Streptophyta, Magnoliopsida, Malvales, Malvaceae.
UUUCCUUCUUGAUUCUUUCUAGGAAAAAAUGGUGGUUAGAUUAAGUUGUGUCAAUUUGUCAUGGAUAACAUUUUUAUUCUAAAUCCAUCGUUUUAGGACAACGGAAGGAAAUAGAAACCAAAAUGGAGCAAUUUAAUGACAAUGAAACAUUUCAGGGCAUGCCUCUUUGACGUCUCUCCCUUCGCCAUAUCCCCUUAGAAUUUACUCAAAGGAAUGUGUUAGCUUAUACAAAUAUUAGAAGAUCAUUGAUGUAGUUUAAAGAGAUUAGAAGGGCUGCGGUUAGUCUAUUUUCAUUUUCCUGGGGUUGCAAAGGUUGUUCUGAAGAAGGGGAAGACACAACUGUUUAAAAAUGGAAGCCCAAUGGUUUACAGUGGAGCAGUUGAUAGAAUAAUUGGUAGACCGCCACCUAAGACUGGAGAUAUUGUGCUGGUAGCUGAUGGGACAGAAACACCUAUUGGAUGGGGCCUGUAUAAUUCAGUUUCUAUGUUCUGCGUUCGGCUCAUGCAGCUAGAAGAGGAAGCAACAAGAGAUCCUUCUUGUGCACUGGACAUGGAGAACCUGCUUGAAACUAGAAUCAAUGCAGCUAUAGAGUUACGUCGAGGAUUAGGUCUUCCUUCAGACGCUACGAAUGCAUACCGUCUUGUCAAUAGUGAAGGAGACAGAUUGUCAGGAUUAAUUGUCGAUGUCUUUGGAGAUUUAGCAGUAGUAGCGUCAUCUGCUGCUUGGGUUGAGAAGUACAAAUCACAAGUAGAAGCAUGCAUCAGUGGCAUUGAUGAAAUUAAUCAUAUACACUGGAGACCCUCUAUUGAAAUUUUAAAAGAAGAAGGAAUGGAUGCAUCAGAUCUGAAAGAGUUGCAUCCAUCCACUUGUCCCCAAAGAACAAAGGUUCUGGAAAAUGGGAUUUCUUAUUCAAUCUCAUUGGAGGGUCAGAAGACAGGAUUUUAUGCUGAUCAGCGUGAAAAUCGUAAGUUCCUAUCAACAAUUUCACGUGGUCGGAAAGUUCUAGAUAUUUGCUGCUACAGUGGUGGUUUUGCUCUAAACGCAGCAAAAGGAGGUGCCAUGAGUAUUACCGAAUCAGCCAGCAGAUCCCUUUUGACCUGGAGUUGUAUUCAACGUGUUGAUACAUCAUUGCCCGCAUUAGAGCUGGCCAGAGAAAAUAUUGCUCUUAACUAUCUAGACCCUGAAAAGAUUUCACUUUUGAGAGAAGAUGCAAAUGAAUUUAUGAAGGGUGCUCUUUCUAGAAAUGAAUCGUGGGAUGUAGUUAUUAUUGAUCCUCCAAAAUUAGCACCAAGCCGAAAGAUCCUGGCAAUUCUCAUGUAUGAAAAGUAUGCUGUUCUCCAAAGUGCAUCAGGCAUGUACAGGAACUUAAACUCACUAGCAAUGCAAAUAACAAGAAGAGGUGGCCUUCUCAUGACUUGUUCUUGUUCAGGAGCUAUGACCCAAAGUGGGAUGUUCUUGCGUACUCUUCAGGGUGCUGCAUCGAUGGCAGGGAGAAAAAUCACAGUCCUAAGACAGAGUGGAGCAGCUUGUGAUCAUCCUAUUGAUCCAUCCUACCCAGAGGGUGCAUACCUUUCAAAUAUCCUGCUUCGCAUACUGUGACAUUACAAUUUUCAUAGAAAUAUAAAGCAUUGGAGGAAUCUGUUUUCUUAGCUGAUGAAAAUUCUUGUACUUGUAUUGAGCUGUUGCUGAAAUUAUACAUAGAAUUUACUGUUGACAAGCUGUUUCACAAUUCAAAUUAAAUGGAACUAUAAUAUUUGGCAAUCCCAAA